Molecule: messenger RNA, 2078 nt
Organism: Sclerotinia trifoliorum
Lineage: Eukaryota; Fungi; Ascomycota; Leotiomycetes; Helotiales; Sclerotiniaceae
Source: the annotation of a GenBank genome assembly
AGGAACGAAACAACUCCCAAGGUUCAGUUCACAUCCAGAGUCUUUUCACAUAAGAACAAACCCAUUUUAUUUUGUAUUUCAAACCUCAAGCUCAACUUUGAUUAUUUCUUAAGAUACCCCGGAUAAAGUACAUGUCCUUCCAGAUUCGUGGAACGGUACAUUCAUUUUAACUCGUAAUUACUACUCAAAAGAUAUAAGGUAGCUGUGCUCAGCAAUUCCCCUCGACCUUUUCCGCUUUCUUUCUCUCAAAGGACCUUCCUCCGCCCGGAAUGAUUUUUUGAAUGCAUUUGUUCGGAUCACACGACCACUUUCAUAAUGGGAAAUACACCUUCUACCAACACGAGGCCAAACGCUUCGACACCUCAUUCGCAUUCUCCCGCACCUUCGAGCCAUAGUAAUGACUCAUCAAGGACAUCAUCAACUCGCAGAGAUCCCAGGAAUUUUAUUCACUCACACAGGACCGCUGCGAGAGCAGAACCUUCUCUCGCACAAGCUCACGGAUCGAAUGUCACACACCGCCCGCGCAACUCCCAAUCACACCCUGCCGCACAAUUCAAUAAUUCCUUACCGAGUUCGGGGGUCAAUACACCAUCAGCGCAUGAAAAAGAGCCAAAACCGGGCCUGCAAUCACAUAAAGAUGGGCCAGAGAUAGAAAAGAUCGUCGUGAGAGACCAACCAACCAAGCCAGUCGAUGUUCCCAUGCCAUCCUCAAAUUACGACACUACCACGUGCAGAUCACAUUCGCAUUCACACUCCCUAUCGAGCACGCAGCCUCCAUCCAUUGACCCUUCCGGUCCCCCGAUUCAAGAUAUGUCGUAUCAUCUUACGCGACCUCCGAGACUCCCACUACCAAUUGAGGAGGAGGUGCAUACACCAGGAUCACCUCUGAUCACACCAGCUGAUAUGAUUGCCCCAGCGAUAGAUAUAGAGGCUCUGGACAAUGAACCACUCGCGAGACGGAACUCGGCGCUUAGCAACACGACUAUAGAUGAGGAGGACGCCGAGGAGAUUCAAAUCGACCGGACGAAGGCAACAGUACCAACCCUAUUUGAAUGGAGAGAAGGCGGAGAGAAAGUUUAUGUAACUGGUACCAUAUUUCAGUGGAAUAAGAAGCAGAGGUUAAGCGCAGUGUAACUUCCCUUUUUCAUUACAAAAUGUUCAGUUCCCAACUUUUGAUGGCUUCCACUAAUACUUCACAGGGAAGGAGAGCCAGGACUUUUAAGAGCAAUUAUCCAUGUACGACCUGGAACUCACCACGUUCGAUUUAUUCAAGAUGGCAUUAUGAAAUGUUCAGCACUUCUUCCGACAACUGUUGAUUUUGGCAACAAUUUAGUCAACUAUAUCGAAGUCAGUGCCGAUGACAUCCCUAACGAUGAUGGUUCUGUAAAUAUACCUAGUGAACCAAUUGGAGGUGCAGAAGCCAAGCCCGAGAUCACUCAGCCAGAACCAGUACCUGCAGAAGAGAGGACAAAGCCAAAGCCGGUGUCGAAGAUGAAGCACGCAAUCUCUCAUAGCCAAUUUACUUCAGAGAUUCCACAAUACCUUAUAGAUAUGGACAAACCCGAAGAUUCCAGGGAAUACCGCUACGCAAUAGCUGCUAUAGACAAACUGCCUCCUCCCCCUAGUUUACCGGGUUUCUUGGGAAAACCUAUCUUGAAUAGCAACCCACCAAUGAAGGAUGACAAUAGUGUUCUUAUUAUGCCUAAUCACACCGUUCUUAAUCAUCUAGCUACGAGCAGUAUUAAGAACAAUGUUCUUGCUGUUUCUGCCACUACAAGGUAUAAGCGAAAGGUACGGGCAAUUCUUUACCUGUUGAAAUUUUGUACUGAUCCAUAAUGUAGUAUGUCACAACGAUCAUGUACAAACCUACUGUAGAGGAAUAAGAAUAAAAAAACAGCAAUGCGAGAGGUUACAAUCUAUGAAUAGUGGAGCUGGUGGACCUGGAUAUCAAAGGAAAAUAACACUCCGUACAUGCAUCGAGUAAUAAUUUGGCAAAUAAUAAGCUUGCUUUGCAUUAUUUUCAAUGGGAAACUAGAUGCAGAAUAUUCCAAUGAAAAAAGAAAACCACAUAUAGUGCC